AUGACCAUUCGUCGGAUGCACAAUCCGAUGUCUGGGAGGGUGAUCGAGAAAACGAGAGUCCCAAAGGAUGGAAAGGAUAUCCAGAGACCAGGACCACGUAUGGAGAGGCAAUCCCUCCGGGCUACCUUCAGACUCCCAUAUCCCGGAGAUGAUUUGGUAUCGAGCGGGAAGAAGCCUGCCAUGGAAGAAGACUCCUUGGACAUCGAUAAAUCUCUCUCACUACCACCCAAAGACGAUACUCCGAUGAUAUCUGAGAAAGAACCCGAACCCGAGAUUGCUCCAAAGCUCCCCGAAAACUCAAAUGAAAAUGAUUCAGAAUCAGGCAUGAGUGAAGGAUUGUUGGAGAAGUUUCCUCAUUUCUUUCACCUAGACGAAGAUCUCCCGAUCCCCGAGCGUAGUCCACCGAUCUCCGAAGACACAAUCCAAUACGAUUCAACCACCGAAUCCGAAAGAAAUAGAGCAAAAUUAGCCCUGUUAACAUUUUUCUCGUCGCCGAGUAAUAAGCGCGGUAAAUUAAGAAUAACCAAGAAAGACGGUGGUCUUGAAAUUCUCAAGAACUGCUGGAGCCAGGAUGUGUCUGGUAUACAGUUGAAUGUUGAUACUGUUGAUGAUAUCAUGGAAAGAUUCUUUUCGGAAACUAAUCAGUACGUUACUUUAAUGAUAUCGAGGGGGACAACCCAGAGUCAUGGGAUCAAGAUUGAAUUGCAGGGUUUGAAGAAAUCAGAGCCGGCCGCAGAAUGCAGCAGCGUGGAUAUCUCUGGACUGAGCUUGGAUAUGUAA
Molecule: messenger RNA, 780 nt
Organism: Botrytis deweyae
Lineage: Eukaryota; Fungi; Ascomycota; Leotiomycetes; Helotiales; Sclerotiniaceae
Exons: 1
Coding region: 1-780 (259 amino acids)
Source: RefSeq, a predicted model, not a curated record